UGGGGCACACAAAAACCCUAGCCCAAUUUUGCCACAAGAGAGGCACUAUCGUCAUUUGAUAGCGCACCUCCCCACGCGCACAAAAACCCUAGCCCCCGAAUCCCUUGCUUCCUUCGGCAACUCAGACACCCUCAAACCCUAGCCCCCCAUCCCUUGCUUCCUUCGGCAACUCAGACACCCUCCGUUUCCUGCGAUCCCCUUCCACCUACCUCAGCUCAUCUCCCAUGGCUUCAGAAAAGAAGCUCUCAAACCCCAUGAGAGAAAUCAAAGUCCAGAAACUCGUUCUCAACAUCUCCGUGGGUGAAAGCGGCGAUCGCCUCACUAGAGCCGCCAAGGUGUUGGAACAGCUGAGUGGCCAAUCACCUGUCUUCUCCAAAGCAAGGUACACCGUACGAUCCUUCGGUAUCAGGCGUAAUGAGAAAAUUGCGUGCUAUGUGACCGUCAGGGGCGACAAGGCGAUGCAGCUGCUCGAGAGUGGGUUGAAGGUUAAGGAAUACGAAUUGUUGAGGAGGAACUUUAGUGACACAGGCUGCUUCGGCUUUGGAAUUCAGGAGCAUAUCGAUCUUGGUAUCAAGUAUGACCCUUCCACUGGUAUUUAUGGUAUGGACUUCUAUGUUGUUCUGGAGCGCCCAGGAUAUCGUGUGGGUCGCCGCCGCAGGUGCAAAUCCCGUGUAGGAAUCCAGCAUAGAGUUACGAAAGAGGAUGCAAUGAAGUGGUUCCAGGUCAAAUAUGAGGGAGUCAUCCUUAACAAGGCCCAAACAAUCACAGGCUAGAUAGAACACCUACAAUGUAGGAUUACCUUUUGCUGUUUUAUGUGGGUGAGUAGCUGUGUUACCUAAAGAGAUUCUUAGUUACAGGGUUGGAAAUACCAUUUCCUAUGUUUUUGUUCUUUUAACUCUUUAUGCACUUUCAUUUACAAGUAGAUAAAGCUGUUUUGUCCAAUUCAGCUGUAACUUUGCAUUCAUCCCUGAUCUAUUAUUGGCUUUAGAGACUACAGGUAUGUUUUGGUAUCCCGGCUGCUGCUUUGAAUAUCGAUGCUUAUUUUUAGUUAGAAUGCUUUGAUGAUGGCUGGCUUGAUUGGAUUAAUGCUGAUUUGAUCAUUUAAUAAAGCAUCCAUUUCCCAUGGAGACUU
Messenger RNA from Malania oleifera, 1132 nucleotides. RefSeq names its product large ribosomal subunit protein uL5. Gene Ontology annotation, cellular component: cytosolic large ribosomal subunit; ribosome. Lineage: Eukaryota; Viridiplantae; Streptophyta; Magnoliopsida; Santalales; Ximeniaceae. Gene Ontology annotation, molecular function: RNA binding; structural constituent of ribosome. Gene Ontology annotation, biological process: translation. The transcript is spliced from 5 exons. The record is from RefSeq and is a predicted model, not a curated record. Bases 225 to 773 code for a protein of 182 amino acids.